Messenger RNA from Ectocarpus siliculosus, 1420 nucleotides. NCBI's taxonomy places the organism in Eukaryota, Phaeophyceae, Ectocarpales, Ectocarpaceae. The record is from the annotation of a GenBank genome assembly.
CAGGUGGUUGCGUGCCGUUGGGACCAAAAGCACCCCCCCCGCACACACACCCUUUGCCUAUCUGACCAUGGCGACUGCUGUGGCCUCGGCAGAUCAGCAGGCGAAGGCGCUAUCCCUGGCGAAGGUGGUUGCGGACGCCCAAGAAAAGACCAAGAAGUAUCUGGGCAGGAUCGAGGCCGCGGUUGAUGACUCGGCUCGCCAGUGCAUCGCGGAGUCUCGGCUGGACCAGCAGCUUGUCGGGCACAGCAAGAGGACCGUCGGAAAGGUGAGGGACACCUACAUCUGCGACGACGCGAUCGUCCUCGUGACCACCGACCGACAGAGCGCGUUCGACAGGCAGCUGGCUAGGGUGCCCUUCAAGGGGGCGGUCCUCAACCAGACGAGCGCAUGGUGGUUCGAGAAAACUCGACAUAUUGCUCCCAACCACCUGCUUGGAUCGCCGCACCCCAAUGUCUGCGUCGGAAAGAAGUGCAAGGUUUUCCCGAUCGAGUUCGUGAUGCGCGGCUACCUCACGGGCUCCACUUCCACCUCCAUAUGGAAGAACUACGAGAAGGGAACCAGGGCGUACUGCGGACACACCCUCCCGGAGGGGAUGUCCAAGAACCAGGCGCUGCCCAUGGGCAACAUCCUGACGCCUACGACCAAGGACGACUUGCACGACGAGCUGAUUAGCGCGCAGGAAAUUGUUUCCUCGAACCGGAUGUCGCAGCAAGACUGGGAUGAGUGCAGCCGGCUGGCCCACGCCCUGUUUCGGUUCGGGCAAGAGGCGGCAGCAGAACGGGGCUUGAUUCUCGUGGACACCAAGUAUGAGCUGGGCAAGGAUGCCGACGGGAACAUCAUUCUGGUUGAUGAGAUACACACCCCGGACUCCAGCCGAUACUGGGUGAAGGAGACGUACGAGGGGAACAUCUCGCAGGGCAGAGAACCGGAGAACAUCGACAAGGAGUUUCUCCGACGUUGGUACACGCAGCACUGCGACCCUUACAAGGAUGAGACUGUUCCUGAUGCUCCCAGGGAGUUGGUGGCAGAGCUGUCGCGGCGGUACGUCAUGCUCUACGAAAUCAUCACGGGGCAGGAUUUCGUGUUCCCGAGCGAGGACGGGCCUCCCGUGGACGAGCGAAUGUCGUCGUCCGUGUCGAACUUUUUGAAGUCCCAUCGGGAGGCGUGACAAGGACUUCCCGUGCUUUUUUGUCCAUGCGUCCGUGCUUCGAGUCCACGUGUCGUGUGCGUGGGGCAUGCGAUGGCCCGGAUUUUGUCGGACUCGAUACGUUUGUCAAGGAACACCGAGCGAUGCUGUGUGUUUGGAAGGCUCCCUACCUAGGUCGGCGCCCGGUGGUGCUUGCAAUGUAAAAAAAGAAGAUGGGAGCGAUGUAUGUAUGCCGUUGAAGCGUUGGGCUAUCUCAUCCUUCUGGUUUUCUUG